AUGAACAAUUUCGAGACGACUAUUAACCAUCUGCGCCGUUGCCGGUCCGAAAAUAAAGAUCUUUUGGAAGUUACCAAUCUAAUUGACCAUGUAGUAAAGUAUGGCUGUGAAAAUAAAGCGCAACAACAAAGAAUAAUAGAUGAAAUCAUCCGUUUUGUCACCAACAAUAACUCGAUUCCAGACGAGAUUCUCGUCGUUUGUGUUGUUGCCUUGGUGACACACCUUCAAGAACAGAAGAAACUGUCAUGUUUCAAUACUUCACAAGUUGACCAGGUCGUGCAAUCGUUAAUUCGAAUUUUGCGGAAUAGUAAUGAUGACACGGAUACUGUAUCAAAGAUAUGCAGUGUAUUCUGCAGCAUCUUGACGACACAACCAAUGAAUAUCAAUGAGUAUUUCGCUCAAACUGCAAGAGGACUGACAAAUCAUCUUACCUGGGACAGCGGAAGAGAUGUAAUUAUAAAUAUCAUUCGGUGCCUGGACUGCAUGGUUGGUGCUUUGAAUUGCGGACAGACAAGCCCAACUAAUGAAAUUGUUGAUACGUGCGCUGAAAUUGGUGGCAAAAUGCUAAUGUUAUUUUACAACAGUCAUGAUUAUGUAGCAACAUUGGGAGUGGACAUUGUACCAACAUACUUGCUUCAUUCUUUGCAGAUGAUCAAUUGCAUUAUCUCUAUAAACGCAGAGUUUGCCAGAAAAAAUAUAUCAGAACUUCUUGGUUUAUCUAGAGCGUAUUUACAUUUCGGUAUCGAACAAAUUGACAGUGUGCCAUCAGCGCCCCAGAGAGUAUAUAUGUCACAACAGGCUUUAUAUGAUUCGGCAGAAGAUUUUGAUUCUAAUAUUAAUGCGGAAAGGAUUCGAAGCUGUGGUGGUAAAGCUCAAAAAAAUCGCAAACCUCGCAUAAAGACCAAUAGCAACCACGAUCGAAAAGUACCUAAUUCCAGUCCAGAACGAAAGGGUACCCUUUUGUCGAUGGAUAUGAAAACCAGUGAUUCUGAUACGUCUGAGCAAGAAAGUGCCGGAAAUAAUGUACUUUUUGAACGAAACAAAAUGGCAAAGAUUCGUCUGGCAUCAAUAUCAUUAGUUGGAAGUAUAGUAAAAACAGUGGAGCGAAGGAUUUUAUAUGGAUACUGGCAUGCUUUAUUUCCCAGUGGUACAGGCGAUUCUGUGGACAAUUUGCUUUAUGUGGGCCAACACGAUCCUAAUAUGCGCUGUCGAUGUGCUGCAAUACAAGUAUGUGCUCAACUUUUAUAUGGUUCAAAGGGAUUUUUACAUCAAGCUGAAAUCAAUGAAAAACGCUGUCCUUCAACAUUCAUACCAUUUUCCGUCAGUCUGGGUCAUACAACACUCGCCAUAUAUCAAUCCCUUACAACAAUGCUUUCAACUGAAUCUUCAUUACCCGUUCUUACUCAGACAUUAAAAUGUUUAGCAGUUUUGGUUCAAGGAACACCAUUUCAAAAGUUCGAUAAAGAAUUUAUACAAAAUUUAGUUCGACAUGUAAGGCCGCUUAUAUAUCAUCGUGAUGCUGCCAUUCAAGUGUCAUCUUUAAUGGUUUUGGAAUUCCUUAUAAGUUCUACAGAUGCUUGUAUAGAGAUAGCCGAAGCAGUGGGGCUUCCCAAGGGUACGGGCAUACGAAGCUUCGCCAAAUCCCCCAAUAUGCUUGGCGAGGACGAUUUAGAUAUUAUAAAUGAUGAAGAAUAUGUGGAAUCUGAUUUGAGUGACGAUGAAAAAUCCAAGAGCGAUAACGACAUGCUUAGUUCCCACAGCGUAAAAAUGUCAGAACAUCCACCAGUGAAUGGACAUUUCUGGUUACUUUUGCGUGUGUUACAUAAUUUAUCUUGCAAUGGCAAUGCAACGGUAGCCGCAUCGAUACGUAUAGAAAGUCUACAGGUAUUAACAGCGAUGUGUUUAAAUUUCUCUAUGCUAAAGCCUCACCUGGCAAACGUUACUGUGGUGCUGAAACAGGCUAUGGAUGAUUCAUUACCAGAUGUUCGCCUAUAUGCAGCUCGAUGUAUAGACAGUUGUGCCUUUCAAAUCAGCCGCCAAAUAAUGGAAGCUUCGAACACAUCUUCUUCUCAAGCAGAAGUCAAGUGUUAUAGCACGUUUUGGAGGGACAUAAUACCAAUACUAAUGGACCACAUUCGAAGGGAUCGUGAUGAAACCAGUACCGUAAGAAUUGUCUUAUGUGAUGUCUUGUCAAAUAUCGGCGUUAUUAUGUUUGAAAACUGUUCGCAAUCCAUUCAAUUAUCUCUGCUGAGUUUCCUAUCGGGCGUUGCUUCAGACUGUUCCGAUGAACCCAUUGUGCGGGCAGCAGCUGUUCGGGCAUUAGCCGUAUAUGUACUCUAUCCCUCUCUGCGUGGUGAUUUGGUAUUUGUGGAAAACACAGCUGAUCUAACAUUACGACUAGUAGCAGAUUCCAAUUUACUCGUGCGUGUAAAAUCGUUCUGGGCGUUGGGCAACAUAAGUGAUGCCUUAAUUGGGAAACUUGUGGAUAGCAAAGCGAAUCCGGAAAGAAUUUCCGACGACCUACUAUAUCGAAUGAUUAAGGUGUCUACAACCGCUUGUAGUGAUAACGAUAAGGUUCGCUGUAAUGCUGUUCGAACAUUGGGAAAUCUGCUGCGCCUGUUAACAGAGGAGCAUUUCAAAACGGAAAAUGUUCAAAGAGAUUGGCGAGAUUUGUUUGAAAAAUCAAUUUGUAAACUUACCGAUUGCUUACGGUCAUCGGGAAAUGCUAAAGUAAAAUGGAACACCUGUUAUGCCAUUGGCAAUAUAAUGCGCAACCAUAUAAUAUUCAAGAACGGAACAGUUACGGAUUUAUUGAGCUGGCAACAAACCCUAUACUCAGCCCUUUGUCAUGUCAUCGUUAAUCACACUAACUUUAAGGUCCGUACGAAUGCUACCGCCGCCAUUAUGAAUAUAUCGGAGAGGUCUCAUUUUGGCAGCUACUUUGAAAAGUUUUGGACGUCUAUAUUGGAAGCCAUUGAACAAUCGCAUAAUUUGGAGAAUUUCCACGAAUACAAUCAUCGCGAUAACCUGCAGGAACAACUGUGUUUGGCCCUAGCACACUUUGUUCAAAUUUCUCACAAAGAAGAUUGGCCCAUGCUAAAAAGGCAGCUUUCCCAAAGAGUUGAUAUUGUAAGAAAUACAUGGACCCGGGUUGUGCUUCGUAUGAUACCAGAAAAGGCAGCACCUCUUCUUUCAUGUACAGUAAUUCUAGCCGAACGAUUAAAGCUGGCCACGGACAUAAGCGUCGAACAAAAGAUAGCUGGAGAAUUUGUUUGCAAUGCCUUGGCCAUAGAAUAA
Molecule: messenger RNA, 3297 nt
Organism: Musca vetustissima
Lineage: Eukaryota; Metazoa; Arthropoda; Insecta; Diptera; Muscidae
Product: HEAT repeat-containing protein 6
Exons: 2
Coding region: 1-3297 (1098 amino acids)
Source: RefSeq, a predicted model, not a curated record